This is a messenger RNA of Aspergillus terreus NIH2624, 1998 nucleotides long. RefSeq lists its product as uncharacterized. Bases 1 to 1998 code for a protein of 665 amino acids. The record is from RefSeq and is a predicted model, not a curated record. The transcript is spliced from 2 exons. NCBI's taxonomy places the organism in Eukaryota, Fungi, Ascomycota, Eurotiomycetes, Eurotiales, Aspergillaceae.
AUGGAUCCGCACUCCCCCGGGCUGGACGGCGACCUCCCGACCUUCCCUCUCCCCCGAUCCAUGUCGACCCGCAACCCCUCAGGGAUGGCCGUGCUGAACGACCCAAACACCGCUCCACCUGUGCCCUCCCCGCAGUACGCCAACGCAAUGGCCUCCGCCGGCCAUCCGCCCCCUGCAAGCGCUCACCUCCCCCUGGUCAUGGACAAGGGCCUUCCGCCGCCCCCCGUGCCCAAGGAUGACGUCCCGCUACCAGAUCCCCAGGGUCAGCACAAGCACAGCGCCUCCGUCGACAGCCGGAGUAGCUACCGGACGUCCCUCGCAAGCUCGCGCUACGACACCAACUCUAAGCGGUCAACCGCCAUCUCGAGCCGCCGGCCCUCCUUCGGCAGCAUCUCCUACGCCUAUAAAUACCUCGACGAUGUCCCGCCCAUCCCCCCAACCAUCCCGCACUUCUCCUCCGCCUUCUCUGACUCCAGCGUUUCCGACGUCUUCCCCCGCCAUGACGGCAAAGCCGACAGCACGAGCUUCGACUUCCGCAACUCGGCCGAGCAGCUCGCCCCCAAGCGUGACGCCGACAAACCCGCCCCCAGCCCGCUGCGUCCCUCGUCCAACGCCACCUCUGAGCGACUCAGCAGCUCCCGCGGCUCCGCAGAGCUCUUCUUCCACAGCCCGUCGCACAGCACGCAUGGCCCCCCACUGGACCUCCCAGACCUGUCCGAGGCGCGCUCCCCAUCCGUCUCCUCCAGCAACCACGAAUACAAAGCCUUCCGGCCGCCAACAUCCGACCACCUCCACCCCACAGACGCGGAGAACCACGGCGAUGCGCACGGGCGGAAGAACUCCGACGCCAACAGCGAGAGCAACCUCUCCGUGACGAGCUUCGCGCGCGCCCUGGGCCUCGACGGCGCCGGCCACGCAGCCCCCAACAGCACCACCGAAAGCGUCACCACCUCCUCGGAAUCCUCCCCCUCCGACUCCCGCAGCGGCACCUCCUUCUCCAGCGUCGCGUCGGAGGCCAGCUCGCGGCGCAAACCCUCCGACCUGGGCCGGCUCGGCCCCGUCGAGGAACACCCCAGCGACCCGGGGCUGAAGCCCGUCCUGGACGAGCCCCUCCGCACCGAGAGUCCCGUCGAGCUGGAAGCUCCCCGCAUCCCGGAGGCACUGUUCAGUCCCGACUCUCCCACAGACCCGGCUAUUAAUCGAGGCGGCUUCAGUAUGGCGCCGAGCCAGCCCCCCAAGAACGCGACUCAUCCUGCCCCAUCCGCGCCGACCUCCGAUGACAAUGCCCUCCCCGACAGGCCGACCAUGACGCGGUCUGCCACCGAGCCCGUGGCCCGUCCGCCGCCGCGGCCCAAGGGUCGUUGUCGCGGCUGCGGGGAGAUGAUCAUGGGGAAGUCCGUGUCGUCCGCAGACGGCCGCCUGACCGGUCGGUAUCACAAGGCGUGCUUCGUCUGCUACGACUGCCGCACGCCGUUCCAAACGGCCGAUUUUUACGUCCUGGAUGAUCGGCCCUUCUGCGCCCAGCAUUACCACGAGCGAAACGGCUCCGUGUGCCACACCUGCCACACCGGCAUCGAGGGCCAGUACUUGGAGACGGUGGAACGCACCGGCCGCGGCCCGGGCGACUCACAAAAGUUCCACCCGGAUUGCCUGACCUGUCGCACGUGCCAUAUCCUGCUCAAGGGCGAGUACUUUGAAUGGAAUGGGUUGGUAUAUUGUGAACGGGACGCACGCCGUGCGGCCGCGUCCAUGUCACCCCAUCGCUUCCGUCGCCCGACCAUGCCGUCAUCCCCGCUGGCGCAUUCGCGGGGCUACUCGCGCGGAUAUCCUCCGCCGCCAGCUGGUUACCAGGGGCCGGGACCAGGUAUGCGGCCGUACGGGCCAGGACCAGGCCCUAUGUCUGGUCCUAGCCUGCGGCCUCCCGCCGGCCCCUACGAUAGCGGAUCGUGUUCAUUCCCGCAGGGCAUCUGGUGUAUUGAUAUUGAUCUUGUGUUCUGA